Molecule: messenger RNA, 1506 nt
Organism: Corylus avellana
Lineage: Eukaryota; Viridiplantae; Streptophyta; Magnoliopsida; Fagales; Betulaceae
Source: RefSeq, a predicted model, not a curated record
CUCAGAUUUGAAGUUGUCUAAAACCCCUAAAAUUCGUAGUGUACAAGUAGUCCGACCUUAUAACAGUGCGAUGUUCAUUGGGUUUCAAUGGACUCUUGAGAACCCCAUAAGCAAAUUUGGAGAUGCAAUCUAAGAAGGAACAGAGAGGGACAAGAUUAUAGAUUUUCUGGGGAGUCCUGCUUGUUUGGUACGUGCUCGUUUUGGGUCUUAAACGUUAUGGAUGGUAAAUUUGAAAACUGGCUCAGUAACAACUCAGCUCAUGAUGCUAAGGACAAAGUACUGGUCCCAAAUUGUGUGAUCUCAGGGGGAAUUAGGUUCCAUCCGGAUGUAGAGGCCUUGUCGAGCAUAGAAGAUAGAGACCCAUUAGGCAAUGCUUCAGAGUCUGCAAGUUGUAAUGCUCACUUGGAGAAAAGGGAUGCUAUGAUGAAAUUGUGGCAAGAAAUGAAACAGAAUGGUUUCCUCUUGCCACCUGCAUGCACACCAGCUCCAGGAAAGGAUGCCAUGAAGCACAGACAUGACAUGGCUAGUAGAAAAAAAAAGGUUGCAAAGAUAGAACAACAGGUUAAUAGGUUCACUAAGGUUGUUGCACCAAGUGGGUUGCUGGAAGAACUGAACCCUGGGAUCAUAAACCGCCUAAGAAACAGCAAACAUGUCUAUUCAGUAAUUGGGGCCUUGGUUAGAGGUGAAAAGUUAGAAAAUACUCGAAGCAUGCAGCAAAGCCGGUUUAAAAAGAAAAUUAGGGAUAAUGAUUUGAAUGAACGUUCGAAUACUCUAUCAGGUGGCAGUCAAGUCAGUGGAUACCUUAUGUGCCAGAGUAGGCCUAUGCAUAUCAAUUCAGAACAUGAAGGAGGGGUGGCUUGUGAUUUGAGUGUAGCGGUGAGAAAGGGUGAAGAUCAUGGGGAUGACAAACAUGAAGUAAGGUCAUGGUCGUUUGAGAAUACGGCUUCAGAGAAUGUGAAAUCUGAUUAUGAAACCGUGUCAACAGAGAAUACAAGUUCUCAAGAAGAGUCAGCAGAGACUGCAAUGGAUUCUCCUUUUGAUCCCAAAGCUUCUCAAUGGUUGGGACUCCUUUGCCAGGACAUUAGAGCACGCCUUGCAGCAUUAAGGUGUAGUAGGAUGAGGGUUCAGGAUGUACUCCAACAAGAACUGCCUUUUCUAAUAUCGAAAGAGUUCUCAUCUAUCAAAAAAGAUGACCAAUUCUCUGCUGUUGAAUGUCCCAUAAGUAUAAUUGCUUGCUCGCAUCAAGUGAAGUGGACUGCACUGUUUGGUCAGAUGGAUGAAGCACUUCAGGAGGAAAUGAAUCAUCUAGAGAUCUGGUUGAACCAAGUAGAAGAAAUGCACACGCGGGCAAUGUGUGCCGCAUUUCAAUUGUAAUGCAAGAAAUGAUAUCAGCAUCAGGCAUAUCAGAGUGUAAUACCACCUGCUGCUUGAGGUUCCUACAGAAUUGUUCUUAACUCUGUCUGAACUGCCAAAUCUUUCAUUAAGAGUUCUUCCUGAAAUUCAUUU